Messenger RNA from Scedosporium apiospermum, 4401 nucleotides. RefSeq lists its product as uncharacterized. Bases 1 to 4401 code for a protein of 1466 amino acids. Gene Ontology annotation, molecular function: hydrolase activity, hydrolyzing O-glycosyl compounds; chitin binding. Gene Ontology annotation, biological process: carbohydrate metabolic process. The transcript has 2 exons. The record is from RefSeq and is a predicted model, not a curated record. NCBI's taxonomy places the organism in Eukaryota, Fungi, Ascomycota, Sordariomycetes, Microascales, Microascaceae.
AUGGUAACACCACCGUGGCUUGCGGUGGCGCUCGCCGCCAUAAGCGUCCUGCCAGGCUCGGUUCAGGCGAAGGACUUUUGUCCCGGCCGAUGCUCAGACGCCGGCCCUGAUACCAGCAAGUGGUCGGUCUAUCCCAACUUCAACCUCAUGAAGAGGUGCAAGGAGACCGUCUUCUAUAGCUUCAACCUCUACGACCCAGUCGACGACAGAGAUUCCAACCACCGCAUCUCCGCCUGCACGUCUUUUGGCGCCGACUUUGACAACAUGGAGGCCGAACCCGCGACGGCGAGGCUCUUCUCCACUGCCGAGACUGAGCCUGUCCAUGUCAAGUUUGAGCUCGGCUGGUGGGAAGAGACUUUCGGCCUUGCUGCGGGGGGAAUCAUUUCUCUCUCUCGGGAGCUGGGCGAAUACAUCGACAAGGGCCACGCCGACACCACGGAUAGACCCGUCAUCCUCUACGGACGCGCUGGCCUGGCCAGCAUUGGUGUCUACAUUGGUCAGGGCCUGCUGCGCCAGGGCCUCGGUCAGUCCGCCCUGCGAACCUUUGAAGACAACUUUAACAACCUCAACGUCACGUCACCCAGCAUGGCCAUGCAGCUUUGCGAUGACAAGUCUCUCGCCACCCACAUCUUCGGCGUCGUCGUAACCAGCAACGGCACCUUCUCUCCGAUCCAGGAAGCUAUCCGAUCUUGGACCGAGGCCAGAUGCCUCUCUUUCAGCGGGUCCCGAGAAUUCCCUGGCAUCGUCACCUACACCACCCCCCCUAUCGACGGCAGCUUGGCCAACCCUACGACGGCCAACCCUACGACGGCCAACUCCACGACGGCCGACUCUACGACGGCCAGCCCCCCCACAAUCCGCCGUGGAGAUGCAAACGUCCUCCAGGCACGUGCCGAGUGCAGGUCGGUCCAGGCCCAGUUUGGCACCGGCUGCCCCGAGCUGGCCGUCAUGUGUGGAGUGUCGGCCAACGAUUUCGAAAAAUUCAACCCGGAUCUCAAGUGCGACAGCGUCAAGCCCAAGCAGUGGGUGUGCUGCUCCACCGGCACGCUCCCCGAUAGGCGGCCCAAGCCUGAUGCCAACGGCCAGUGUGCAUCGUACACCGUCCAGGACGACGACAACUGCGACAACCUCGCUGCCGAGUAUGGCCUGACCCGAAAGGAGCUCGAGGACUUCAAUAAGAAGACGUGGGGCUUCUCUGGUUGCGAUCCCCUCUUCUCCAAGGCCAUCAUAUGUCUCAGCGAGGGAUCCCCUCCCUUCCCGGCCCCUAUCGACAACGCCAAUUGCGGCCCUCAGAAGCCAGGCUCCAAGCCUCCCACUGAUGGUUCCAACAUUGCCGACCUGAACCCGUGUCCCCUCAACGCAUGCUGCAACAUCUGGGGCCAAUGCGGCGUGAACAGGGACUUUUGCAUUGACACUAACACCGGCCCUCCCGGCACUGCUAAGAAGGGCACCUAUGGCUGCAUCUCCAACUGCGGUAUAGAUAUCGUCAAGGGAACUGGUGACGGCGCCAUCAAGCUCGCCUACUUCCAGGGCUAUGGUCUAGGCCGCAAGUGCCUGUACCAGGACGCCCUCCAGAUCGACACGUCAAAGUACACCCACCUUCACUUUGGUUUCGGCACGCUGACCCCGGCUCCGAACUUUGCCGUCGAGGUUGGCGAUGUGCUCUCCACCUACGAGUUCCAGGAGUUCACACGCAUCAAGGGCGUCAAGAGGAUCCUUUCCUUCGGCGGCUGGGCCUUCUCCAACGACCCUCCGACGUACAGGAUCUUCCGCGAGGCCGUUAAGCCCGCCAACCGUAUCAAGGUUGCGAGAAAUAUUGCCGACUUUAUUAUCAAGCAUAAGCUUGAUGGUGUCGAUAUUGACUGGGAGUACCCCGGCGCGCCAGAUCUUCCCAACAUGGAGGACCCUGGUACGGCGGAAGAUGGCCCUAACUACCUCGCUUUCCUUGCCGCUCUCAAGAAUCUGCUUCCCGGCAAGACAGUUGCAAUCGCCGCCCCCGCAUCAUACUGGUAUCUGAAGCAGUUCCCGAUCGAGAAGAUCAGCAAGGUGGUCGACUAUAUCGUCUACAUGACAUACGAUCUUCAUGGCCAGUGGGAUGCCCACAAUCAGCACUCCCAGGAGUACUGUGAGACCGGUAACUGCCUUCGCAGCCAGGUAAACCUUACCGAGACCCGACAGUCGCUUGCCAUGAUCACCAAGGCUGGCGUUCCUGGCAACAAGAUUGUUGUCGGUAUCACUAGCUACGGACGCUCCUUUCAGAUGGCUGAAGUGGGCUGCUGGGGUCCUCUGUGCAAGUUCACCGGCGAUAGGGUCACCUCUCACGCCACGCCGGGCAGGUGUACCGAUACUGGAGGCUAUAUCGCUGAUGCCGAGAUCAAUGAGAUUAUCCGUGGCGGAGCCAGCGGCAAGCGUCAGAACAGCCGUGUAACGACGCAGUUCCUGGACACGAGCAGCAAUACCGACAUCCUCGUCUACGACAACGACCAGUGGGUCGGUUACAUGAGCGAGAGCACAAAGGCUGUCCGCACGCGUCUGUACGCUAGUCUCGGCAUGGCCGGCACUACGGACUGGGCCAGCGAUUUGCAAGAGUUUCAUGAUCCUCCGAAGCCGGCCAAGGACUGGGAUUCCUUCAUCUCCCUGGCGAGCGCGGGCGGUGAUCCCAAGCAGAGCACUGUCAGAAUAGGCAAGUGGCGAGAGGGCGACUGUACGUCCAAAUACGUCACUCACCAGUACGACUAUGAUCCCGCCGAGCGCUGGAGGGAGCUGGACGCUAGUUCUGCAUGGAACGAGAUCAUCAUCAAGUGGACCGGGACUGACAAGGGCCGUCUCUCCUUUACGCAAUCCGUGGAACAGACCCUCCUCGCCGGCGGCGAUCUGGGCUGUCACAUUCUUGGAGGCAUUGACGAUAACUGUGACAGCCAAUGGGAAUGCCCAGCCGGUGCCAAUGGCGCCGAUUCCGGACCGGCGGCCUACAUUAUCUGGCAGUCCCUCAUCAAGCUCCAUCGCAUGUUCCACACCUACUACGACGGCCUCAGCGACAUGAGGGGAGGCGUCCAGACUACCAUCAGACGUAUGGAGAACGUCUUUGCGCCGAUUCCUGAGCCCGAAACUAACCAGUGGUUAAAUAUCAUGAUCGAUUUCCUGACGAUCGGGGCCCUUGGCGGCAUGGCGCCCUUCUUCAACAGCGUCCUGAAAAACCUUCCAGCCUUUAAGGACCCCAACAGCAGCGCGUUUGACAACACCAAAGACACGGCGCUGAACAUGGUCGGUCAGGGUACAACGCUUGCAAAGGAUAUGCUCCAGUCUCCCGACGACGACGAAUGGACCCCCGAUGCGCAAAAGGACUUUUCUGACUACGCCGCCCAGGCCGUUUUUGGCUGGAUGAACCUCACCACCAUAGGCCUCAAGAAGCUCUUCAACGGCGAGCGCGCAUCGCUCGACGCCCUGACCGGGCCAUCAUCAAGGACGGCAAGAUGCUGCCCGACCGCCCGCAGGACGUUCUUUGCCUACGCUAUCCCAGGCCUGUGGCGCCGAUCGAAGCAGUAUGCCUUCAUUCUCGACUCGGGAGAGGGCUGCCACGGCAACCCCUCGAGCAAGUACGUCGACGAUGACACCGCCAGCGCCACCUCGGUCUGCCACAAGGAGAGGAUGUACUACCUCGUCGCGCCUGAGGGUGACGCUCGCGAGUGCAAGUGUCAAAGCUCCGGCGGCCCCGGCCCCUGCCAGGUCACCUGCGUGGACCACAAGUUCUCCGCGCCCAAGGGUAUCGGCUCCCUCAAGGAUAACGAUUUCGGCAAGCUGACCAAGGAGGACAUCGUCAAGGGCGCCGUGGCCACGUGGGUCCACAACGGCCGGGAGAACAAGCCCAUCAACAUCACUGCGAUAUCCGACGACAAGAUCAUGCGCGAAAAGAUGGUCGAACUCGACAUCGAGACGCCCGGCCUCAUUCAGCUGCCCGUCUGCAGCCCCAGCCGCGCCUGGCAGGCUUGGCACACGGGCACCAAGGGCGGGACCGACCACUACCCGUGCGACAUCUUCCCCGGCAAGAGCCACUGCGGCGACUCGACGUUUGAGAACCGCCGCAGCGAUGCUUCGCCUCUCAUCGACGACUGCAAGCAGAUCAUCACGAACAUCGAGGAGGACGCCUCGACCGACUGGACGCACGGCAUCGUGGGCCACCGUGAGAUUCUCAAGCACGGCUCUUGCCGGUUUGGUAUCGAACGUACCGGCGGCACGGGUGGCGCGGUGCAGUUCAAGGUGGGAGGCCAGGAUGUCAUCGACAUCAUCAACGAAUCCAUCAAGCAGUUUGGCAGUGGCGAUCGGGUUGGUGCCAUGGGCGUCAUGUCCUGCUCUGGAACAACGGUGAACACCAACGUGGAUGUCGAGUGGGGUAUCUAUUAG